This is a messenger RNA of Symbiodinium pilosum, 453 nucleotides long. The record is from the annotation of a GenBank genome assembly. Lineage: Eukaryota; Dinophyceae; Suessiales; Symbiodiniaceae.
AUGCUGAAGUGCUACUGGGUUCCGGAUCCGCCGGGUGAAGGUGCAGCACAGAUGCAGAUCUGCGACGCUCGCAUUUGGUAUGCCUACGAGUAUCUGGGAAAUGGCCCUCGACUAGUGGUCACGCCGCUCACCGACCGCAUCUAUGUCACGGCCACGCAGGCCCUGCACCUCAACAUGGGCUGCGCACCUGCGGGACCAGCAGGAACAGGCAAGACAGAGAGCACAAAGGAUCUUGCCAAUGCUUUGGCACGCGCCUGCUAUGUCAUCAAUGCAGCCCCUGAGAUGGACUACUUGACCUUGGGCAACAUCUUUAAGGGUCUGGCUGCCAGUGGCUCGUGCUGGUCCCAGCUAUCGGAUUGCUUUUGUGGCCAUCUGAGUGUAGUCGCCAAAUAUAGGGAAGAUUACCCCAAUAAUGGAGAAGCAAAUGAAACAGAACAUGACAUGGGCAAUUAA